UCCGGGGUGGGGUGGCGCUGCUAAUAUGGCGGUGCAGGCUGUGCACCUGGAGGCGGACGCCUUCCUGGUCUGCCUCAACCACGCGCUGAGCACCGAGAAGGAGGAGGUCAUGGGGCUGUGCAUCGGGGAGGUCGACACCAGCAGAAUUGUUCAUAUUCAUUCUGUGAUUAUCCUGCGCCGUUCAGAUAAGAGGAAGGAUCGAGUGGAGAUAUCUCCGGAGCAGCUUUCAGCUGCUUCUACUGAAGCAGAAAGAUUGGCUGAGAUUACAGGACGUCCCAUGAGGGUUGUGGGCUGGUAUCAUUCUCAUCCACACAUAACUGUAUGGCCGUCUCAUGUGGAUGUUCGCACUCAAGCCAUGUAUCAGAUGAUGGACCAGGGCUUUGUGGGGCUCAUCUUCUCCUGUUUCAUUGAGGACAAGAACACAAAGACGGGCCGGAUACUCUACACCUGUUUCCAGUCAAUUCAGGCUCAGAAGAGCUCGGAGUAUGAGAGGAUUGAAAUUCCUAUUCAUGUUGUUCCCCAUGACACCAUUGGCAAAGUGUGCCUGGAAUCGGCGGUGGAGCUGCCCAAGAUCUUGUGCCAGGAGGAGCAAGAUGCAUACAGGAGAAUUCACAGCCUCACCCAUCUAGAUUCUGUAACCAAGAUUCACAAUGGCUCAGUGUUCACCAAGAAUCUCUGCAGCCAGAUGUCUGCUAUCAGUGGUCCCCUCCUGCAGUGGCUGGAGGACAGACUGGAGCAGAACAAACAGCGGGUGCAGGAACUGCAGCGGGAGAAAGAGGAGCUCAUGGAAGAACUAGCUGCCCUGGAGUGAAGAGGAAACCCCAGACCCUUUUUUUUUUUUUUUUUUAAGUCAAUAGGAUUGGACAGGAGUGACAUGUGGCUGAUGUGUGGUCUGUCUUGCCUUUCUAUGAAGAUGCUACUUGUUUCUCUCAUCUUGCUUCAUGUGACAGCUCCCAAGAACGCUUCCACAAGAUGACCAAGGGCUCACAUCUGUCUCCAGCUAGAUUGGAAAGCCUUGUGCUGCCUGUGUGAAAAGUCCACUCCGGGUGCACAAAGGAGCAAUCCAGCACCACCCUAACUAGGGUGAUUCAGCAGCACACUCUUGGGAAGAGACCAUAGCUCUAGGAGGGGGAUACCUAGUGAAUUUAUUUGGUUCCCCUCUCCCCUGUUGUUCAACACACAUCCCUUUUAUAUAUAUAUAUAUAUAUAUUGCUGGGAGCCUGGAACCAGAGGAUCAUGGGUGGGGUAAUAGCUGCACUUCUACAGUAAUCACGACUUCUGUUGUAGUCAUGGUCAGAGAAGGGGGGGGGGGGGUGCUAUGCCCUUGACACUGCCAAUUUUGCCUCCUUUUGGUAGCUCCAGUUGACAGGUAGUGGCUUGAUGUCCAGUAACUUUCUGGAUUAGUGAUUGCCUACUCUUACAUGUAUGGUAGCGUGGGGGUAGAUGCGGCCAAGAUGAAGGGGGUUUAAGGUUUAUGCCUCCUGUAUUUCAAACCAAAUAAAGAAGGGCAAUUUGA
This is a messenger RNA of Malaclemys terrapin pileata, 1516 nucleotides long. It is a transcript of the gene BRCC3, whose product is annotated as BRCA1/BRCA2-containing complex subunit 3. Gene Ontology annotation, molecular function: cysteine-type deubiquitinase activity; polyubiquitin modification-dependent protein binding; metallopeptidase activity. Gene Ontology annotation, biological process: double-strand break repair. Lineage: Eukaryota; Metazoa; Chordata; Testudines; Emydidae. Bases 26 to 811 code for a protein of 261 amino acids. The transcript has 8 exons. The record is from RefSeq and is a predicted model, not a curated record. Gene Ontology annotation, cellular component: BRISC complex; BRCA1-A complex.